Cynocephalus volans (Philippine flying lemur) is the source of this 2722-nucleotide messenger RNA. RefSeq names its product transcription elongation factor A1 (gene TCEA1). The record is from RefSeq and is a predicted model, not a curated record. Gene Ontology annotation, cellular component: nucleus. Gene Ontology annotation, molecular function: zinc ion binding; nucleic acid binding. Gene Ontology annotation, biological process: DNA-templated transcription; transcription elongation by RNA polymerase II; positive regulation of transcription by RNA polymerase II. The transcript is spliced from 10 exons. The coding region runs from base 172 to 1119 and encodes 315 amino acids. Lineage: Eukaryota; Metazoa; Chordata; Mammalia; Dermoptera; Cynocephalidae.
AGGAGCCGCCGCCGCCGCCGCGGGCCUGUUUUGUGAGGAAGGGCCUAGGCCCCGGCUUUCUGUGGUGGGGCUUGCCGAGCGCCGGGGCUCGCUUUCUGCGGUCUCCUGUGCCCCAGCUUCGCCCACUUCCCGACCCCAGCGGGCUGGGAGCGGGGAAGACCUGCUGGAGCCAUGGAGGACGAGGUGGUGCGCAUUGCCAAGAAGAUGGACAAGAUGGUGCAGAAGAAGAACGCGGUGAGCACGGCGGGCGGCGCGGGCCGGGCAGGAGGCCAGGCGGCUGGAGCAUUGGAUUUGCUGAAGGAGCUUAAGAAUAUUCCCAUGACCCUGGAAUUAUUACAGUCCACAAGAAUCGGAAUGUCAGUUAAUGCUAUUCGCAAGCAGAGUACAGAUGAAGAAGUUACGUCUUUAGCAAAGUCUCUCAUCAAAUCCUGGAAAAAGUUAUUAGAUGGACCAUCAACUGAUAAAGACCCUGAAGAAAAGAAAAAAGAACCUGCAGUUACAUCACAGAAUAGUCCUGAAGCAAGAGAAGAAAGUAGCUCCAGUGGCAACAUAAGCAGCAGAAAGGAUGAAACAAAUGCUCGAGAUACUUAUGUUUCAUCUUUUCCUCGGGCACCAAGCACUUCUGAUUCGGUGCGGUUAAAGUGUAGGGAGAUGCUUGCUGCAGCUCUCCGAACAGGAGAUGACUACAUUGCUAUUGGAGCUGAUGAGGAAGAAUUAGGAUCUCAAAUUGAGGAAGCUAUAUAUCAAGAAAUAAGGAAUACAGACAUGAAAUACAAAAAUAGAGUACGAAGUAGAAUAUCAAAUCUUAAAGAUGCGAAGAAUCCAAAUUUAAGGAAAAAUGUACUGUGUGGCAAUAUUCCUCCUGACUUAUUUGCUAGAAUGACAGCGGAGGAAAUGGCUAGUGAUGAGCUCAAAGAGAUGAGGAAAAACUUGACCAAAGAAGCCAUCAGAGAGCAUCAGAUGGCCAAGACGGGUGGAACGCAGACUGACUUGUUCACAUGUGGCAAAUGUAAAAAGAAGAAUUGCACUUACACACAGGUACAAACCCGUAGUGCUGAUGAACCAAUGACAACAUUUGUUGUCUGUAAUGAAUGUGGAAAUCGAUGGAAGUUCUGUUGAGUUGGAAGAAUUGGCAAAAUGUCUGGACCAUUAACAAAAUGGAUUUUGUAAUUAGCUUUAUAACUAGGCCAAGCAACUAGUUUUCCUGCAAAUCAGAUUUUUAAAGCAACAUACAUCCCUUGGAUUAGUCUUUGUUUUUGACCUUCAAUUUUUCCCUUAAACGCCUUCUAUAGUUUCAGAUCAAUAGGGAGAACAUAUAAUAAUUGUAUAAUAGUUUCAGGACUUUUUUUUUCAUUUUUAUAAGUAAGUUGGUACUAAAUUUUUAUCUAUUAAACUUUGGGCAAUUUUUUUUUUCUUCUUUAAGGAAAAUGUUCCUUAACUUUUUAUAGUCUGAAACAUACACAGUAGAAAUUCUGUUAUUUCUGUUAAUACAUAAAUGGAAAUUACAUCUUUUUCCAUAUUGGCAUGUACCUACAGAUAUUAAAGGAGGAGAAAAGGUAAUUUAAUUUUAGGUUUACCAAAUAUGGUGUGUAUUCAAAAAAUACUUGACCAGCUUGUCUAAAUUGUACAUAAUAUUUGAACUAGUAUAUGAAUUUGAUUUUAUUAUGUUCAGAAGCCUGAGAUAAUUAGAUAUCAUUUUACAUCUGUAACUAACAGUAAUCAUUAUUUUUCGUAAUUUCUUAUACGUGUGUUUUACUUGUUCUUAAUAGAUUUUACUUUUGGAAACAUGACUUUGUUGAAAUCAGUUUGGUUUUGUUGUUUAUUUACCCAUUUGACUUUGUAGUGUAUUUUAGUCUUGCAGAAGACUGUUGUAGUUUUAGUAGGCUUUUCAUAAAUCCCCGCACAGGCAAAGAAUGAAAGCUUCUCAUGAAUUUUUUCCCUCAUAGAAAGAAAUACUGGGAAGAAAAUGCUAGUGUCUUAGAUAGAGUAGUUAUUGUAAACAAUUCAUGACUUGAUUUUGAUUUGGAAAUCUGUACUGACCAAGGAUUAAGCUUAAGGAUUGUAUAAAUCAUUAAAGCUGUGGUCUUUCCAUAUGGAGAUUGAUAGAAAAUAUUUUUGUCUUGAGUCUUAUUUGCUGUUGAAUGAAGUUGUUGAACAAACUGAAUAUAUGAGGUAUAGUAAGUGGGUCUUACUAUUGAAACAUGCUAGCCAGUUAUACAGUAACUGGAAGGAAAUGUUAUCAAAUUAUAGAUCUUACAAUUAACUUUCAUUUUUUGUUUAAGUGUGUACAAUUUGUUCUGUUAGGAAUUUAAAAAAUGGUUUUCACAUAGGGUACAACUUGCUCUAGCACAUCUUAAAGGCUGCUAGUGCAAAGUCUAAAUUUUAUUGUGCUGCUCUGCAUUCUGUCAGACAACUGUAGAAUGACCUCAGUACAUGUUUUGCAUUUGCCUUUGCUCCCCUUUUUCCUAUUUCUUAUUGCACAUCAUUUUGAUGUGAUACAGAAAACAACAUUUAAAUGUUCAUGUUGAGAAUUGGCCCACCGGUCCCAACCCACCUCUACUUUGUCAGUUCACAGUUGAAAUUUUUGUUUUAUCAUUUCAAAAAUAAAGUACAUUUUUGAACGAAUGAGUUUAAGCAUAACAAAAUUAAAGUAAUGUCACUUUUAAAUUAAGUGAUCCAUUUUAAAAUUUGUAAUUCAAUAAAGUUUUUUGUUGUUGUUAAA